AUGAUCGACUUGGGAACCUACACCAAACCCCUAGCCUAUCUAGGCCUCUUCACCCUGGGAAAAACAGUCUUCUCCCUAACUCGCCAAGCAACCAACUUCCUCCUCCCCAGCACCCUCAACGAACGCUACAAUCCCACCCAAACAAAUUGGGCCCUCGUCACCGGCGCAACAGACGGGAUAGGCUUCGGCUUCGCUCAGGAGCUCUGCGCGCGCGGAUUCAAUGUGAUCAUACAUGGCCGAAACGGAGAGAAACUCGAUCGUCGUCGUCGCGAACUGAAUGCGCUUUUCCCUGCAGUCUGUGUGGCUAUUCUUGUGCGCGAUGCGCAGGAUUUGACCGCAGAUAUUGAUGCUGUUGAUGCGGAAGUGCGCGAUAUCAUUCGCAAUAACGGGACUGUCGGUUCCGCGGAAGACCGCGGCAGGCUGACUGUGCUUAUUAAUAAUGUUGGUGGUGAGACUAGGCCGUCUACACUUCUGAAGGAGUAUACCUUUGAGGAUGUGCAGGCGACCAUUUCGCGGAAUGCGACUUUUGCCAUUCAGAUUACGCGUGUGCUGGCAGAACAGUUGGAACAGAAUGCGCCUGGUCUCGUGAUGAAUGUUUCUUCGAUUUCCGCGUUCGGUUUGCCGUAUAUCACUACGUAUAGCUCUACCAAGGGAUUUGUGGAUACAUUUACAAAGUCACUGCGCGCGGAGUUUGCGGCUGAAGGGAAGAAGGUCGAAGUCAUGGGUCUGCGAGUUGCGGAGGUCAGCACCGCUGGGUAUGAUGUGAAAAGUACAUUGUUCAUUCCUGAGGCGAGAGUGCUGGCUGCUGCUGGCUUGGAUCGGGUUGGGUGUGGGCAGGACAUUGUAUGGGCCUAUUUCUGGCAUUGGUUGCAAGGCUUAUCGUUUGACUAUCUACCGCGCUGGGUACUGAUGAAGAUUACUGUGAUGAAGCUCAAGGCAAUCAGGGCAGACCAAGAGGCCAAGGCGAAGAGCAGCUGA
Molecule: messenger RNA, 978 nt
Organism: Penicillium coprophilum
Lineage: Eukaryota; Fungi; Ascomycota; Eurotiomycetes; Eurotiales; Aspergillaceae
Product: putative short chain dehydrogenase/reductase
Exons: 1
Coding region: 1-978 (325 amino acids)
Cellular component (GO): endoplasmic reticulum
Molecular function (GO): oxidoreductase activity
Source: RefSeq, a predicted model, not a curated record